Molecule: messenger RNA, 381 nt
Organism: Seminavis robusta
Lineage: Eukaryota; Bacillariophyta; Bacillariophyceae; Naviculales; Naviculaceae
Source: the annotation of a GenBank genome assembly
AUGUAUCGCCGUUAUAUCUUUAGCCGUUACUGGUUCAGCCGUUAUUGCUUCAGCCAGCCCCGCGUCUUCACAGCAGAACUUGACCACGGCUAUCACACCAUCUCUACCACUACUAUCAGACUGAUAGAACAAGUACUGAAAUCCUGUAUCAUGGCUGAAGGUGACACUAACCCCAUGGGGGACGAUGCCUUAGCAGAAAUGCAAAUAGAUGAAGUGCGCGCUCCUCCUGGCCCGGACAAUUGUGGACCUUUUUGGCGUUGGGAAAUCUCUGAAGAGCAGCUUGUCGAGUGUGUGAAGGACAAGAUUCUCCUUGUUUUAAGGUCUUAUGUUGAUCCCAAGAAGAAGGGCAAGAUUCAGCUUCAUACUAUCUUAGACCCAUAG